Verticillium alfalfae VaMs.102 is the source of this 1506-nucleotide messenger RNA. RefSeq lists its product as hypothetical. Gene Ontology annotation, molecular function: carbohydrate:proton symporter activity. The record is from RefSeq and is a predicted model, not a curated record. Gene Ontology annotation, cellular component: membrane. Lineage: Eukaryota; Fungi; Ascomycota; Sordariomycetes; Glomerellales; Plectosphaerellaceae. The transcript is spliced from 5 exons. Gene Ontology annotation, biological process: transmembrane transport; carbohydrate transport. The coding region runs from base 1 to 1506 and encodes 501 amino acids.
AUGACUCAAAAACAGACAGCGAAUGUCAAAGAGAAUGACGAGAACUCCGUCAUCGGAGUGGACAAAGCCAAUGUUUCCCAUGCAGAGGUUUCUGUUCUGCCCGCUGAGCAGAGGAUGAGCCCUUGGGAAUGCAUGCGGCAGAAUCCCAAGAUUGUGCUUUUGACAUUGUACGCCAAUAUUGGGUCUGCCAUGGUGGGUUAUGAGAACCUCGCUCUGUCCGUCUGUCUCGCCAUGCCGGCCUUCCAAAUGACGUUUGCUUCUGAAGUCAACGGAACACUUAUCAUACCCGCGUACUGGCAGUCUGCCUGGAACGCUACCUACAACGUCAUGAGCAUGCUUGGAUCUGUGGUUGCUGGUUUCCUGCAAGACUGGUUUGGACGUCGCUCCGUCUUCUUAACGGCCAUCAUCUGCUCCAUAGCGGGCACUGCGAUCAACUAUGUUGCGGAGACUCCGGCAGUAUUUCUCGGCGGCAAAAUAGUCACGGGUUUCGCCGUCGGUCUCGUGCUCGCUGGCACUCAGACGUCAAAGUUCUUGUUCUCACUAGACAUGUCUCAAGUCUUGAUAGAUCAACGGAACACUGACUCUGAUCUUUUAGAACCUGGGCCUCCUCAUGGCUAUUUCUGCAACCUUCAGCCGUAUUUCCAUCAUGGAUCGUCUGCAUUCAGGAUCGUCUUUGCCGCUGCCUGGGUCUUCCCCGGGCUUCUUUCUUCCUUGGUCUCUCCCUUCGUGCCCCGACUCGCCGUACUGGCUCCUAAUGAAGGGCAAGCAGCAAAGAAGCCCGCCGUGCUCUCGAGAACUCUCCCCCCCCCGAUCAAAACGUCGAAGCUGCACUGGUGCAGGAUUCAGUGCACAAUCGAAGCUGAGCGCGCCCUGUCUGCAGAGAAAGCUUCGCUGGUCGACUGCUUCCGCGGCACCAACCUCAGACGCACCCGCAUCAUUUUGAUCUGCAUGUACAUGCCGCAGAUUGUCGGCGCCUCCCUGUCCGCCAACGCGCCCUACUUCCUCAACCAGACCGGCCUUGACAGCACACGGUGGCCUCUCAUUUUUGCCGGUGUCAGCUUCUGUGUCCUCAUGUAUCUGAUCAUGGGCAUCUUCGGCACCAUGGAGCGAUCGCCCAGGAACCUAAAGAUCAUUGGCAUUGCGCUCCUCAUCACGUCUAUCUCCUACGGCCCAGCGGUCGGCGCGUCAAUGGCUGUCGCCGGCGAGACAUCUGCCACAAGACUGCGCUCCAAGUCCAUGGGCCUUGGUGCGGGCUUUUCUGCGAUCUGCAGCGUCAUCUGGCAGGUUAUCCUUCCGUAUCUCUUCAACCAGGACCAGGCCAACCUCGGCGGCAACAUUGGCUGGAUUUUCUUCGCCAUGGGAGCAAUCUACUUGGCCAUUACAUACUUUGACGUUCCUGGCACCAAGGGGCGCACAUAUGCCCAGCUAGACACCAUGUUUGAGAAGCGCGUCUCGGCUAGGCACUUUGAGAAAUAUCAGCUAGAUGCUGACGAGAUUGUGGCUUAA